Solea senegalensis (Senegalese sole) is the source of this 3641-nucleotide messenger RNA. RefSeq names its product brain enriched myelin associated protein 1 (gene bcas1). Lineage: Eukaryota; Metazoa; Chordata; Actinopteri; Pleuronectiformes; Soleidae. The transcript has 15 exons. Bases 315 to 1733 code for a protein of 472 amino acids. The record is from RefSeq and is a predicted model, not a curated record.
UCUGAUCUUGUCAGGGGAAUGUCAGGUGAUUCUAGAAAAGGAUAUUAUGAACUAAUCAGGUUAUUUUAUCAAAGCACACCAGGUGUGAAAUGAUGGGCUUUCCACUGAACCAAAUCCAAUUGAUUACUUAAAAACGUCCCACCCAUUUUAAAGCACACAUAAAAUAGCCUGUUAACAAAAGCCUACAUACACAGUUGGGAAGGAGCAACUCUCUAAAAGAGACACACCAGUUUUUCUUCAGGAGGAUAUCACUUGCUUGACUUGCAGAGACGCUGAAUUUGAGCUGAACGCUUUUGGUCUGAACUGGAAAAGAAAUGGGAAACGAGCAUUCAAAUAACAAAGAGCCAAUCCAGAAUGGAAAACUUCCCGAGAAGCAUGAAAAUGGAUCAGUGAAUGGUGUCUCAGCAAACAUGACAUUUAAUGGACUGGAGGUUGAUGUGAAUGGUGAGAAGACAGUCCACGCAGAGGUUGAGACACCUGAGCCUGAUUUUGUGGUAGUGGAAUCAGACAGUGAACCCACUGAGGCCCAACUUAUUUCUGAAAUACCAGAACUCACCAUCCCGAAGGAAGAGGUUAAGAAAAGUAAAUCCCUUUUUGGCAAAAUGUUCAAAAAGAAAGACGUGCCUCCACCACAACAAAAAGAGACGACAAAUGAGGAUGAAACGGAUGUAAGUCCUGCCGUUGAAGCACAGCCGGAAACAGCUAACCUAAAGCAAGACUCAGAAUCAUUAACGGAACCAGAAAGUGUGACUCCAGAACCAGGUCAAGCGGAGGAAAACGUUGAAACUGACAACGGGAACAGUCAACCUGAGGAGAACCCAGAGGAGGAAAAUAAUUCAGUUAUGAACUUCUUCAAAACACUAGUGACUCCUAAAACAUCCAAAAAGGAAACAGCAACUCCAGAUGCCAAAAAGGAUCAGGAGCCCCAACCAGCAGCAGACACUACUGUUGCACAAAUAUCUGAACCUCCUGCAGCGCCCAAAGGAAUGUCUAUCCCACCACCACCUCCUCCAGAGCCACCAAAAAUGGAAAUCAAAGGAGACCCAGCUGUAAAACCCGUAAAACCCUCUCCGAAAGAAGAACCAAAAGCCGCUGCAAAGCAACCCGCACCCUCAAAAGGAAAAUCAACCAAAGAUUCUCUGAGCAGAUUCUUUCGCUCGAAGUCAGCCAAGGAGACACCACAGGCUGCAGAAGAAGCAGAGGUAGAGCCAGGAGAGGAGGAGCCUGUGGUGGAACCAGGGGCAGUAGACGUCCAGGUUGUACCUCCAGAGACAGCAGAGAAUGAGGCACAGAUGGUAGAUGGAGAACCACAGUCUGCUGAGAAAGUAGAUCCCUCAAAAACUGGCACUCUGGAGGCUGCUGCAAAGCCUGAACCACCACCACCUGUUCAGGAAGAAAAGAAUACAGCUCCAACAGUAUCCUUCUUUUCUCUCUUCAAGCCAAAAGCCGCUGAGCCUAAGAAGGAGGCCGCAGCUGCCCCGCCUGUGGCAACAGAGGCUGCACAGGCGGUUAAAAUCAAGGAGGAACCCAAACCAGUGGCCAAGUCAUCAGAGGUAGAAAACAAACAGGCCUCAGUGGGAUCCCAGGAUGGAGAGGAUGUAGCCAACAUUCCCAAAAAGGAGAAGAGGAACUCAGUCCAUCAGUUGUUUAAAUUCCUGGGUCAAAAACGCCAUUCUACAGAUGCCGGAGUCCAGACAGAGUCUAUCACUGUUACAGCAGAGAAGGCCAAAUAAAACAACACUGAAGUUUCCCUGUACAGAGAGAUACUCUUACUUUAUCUCACUCGUUCUCUCAUCACCCCCUUCAUUCCCUUGAAUUACUUUAACUGUGUUAUUGUUUUUUUUUUUGUUACAGCAUAGAUGUUUAAAUGUGAAUGGAAACCUUAGUGGAUGAAAGCAGGUGAACACUGUUGUCAGAGCAGGUGGGAGAACUAGUUUGGAAUGAGGUUGUUCAGAUACAUGUAUAUAUAUUUUAUUUUUUUGGUCAUAUAAAUGUCUUGGAAAGUAUUGCAAUAUGAGUGUGAAACCUUUUCUAUAGACAUUUAAUGUGCCUUUUUUUUCUGAUCUCGCAAUCUAACACAAUGGGCUUAUGCAAUACACAGACCCACGCUUUGCUUUUAGUUAUUAACUUGUCUGAAACAUUUAAAACCAUAUUCUCAUAUAGGUUCUUUGAUUGUGCUAUGAUUAGGAUUGUGUUGAUAUCAAAUCAUACUGGAAAAAAAGUGACCAAAGGGAUACAUUUCAAAUGACAGGAGUGGGUUAAUUUAACAAAUUGUACUAGAAAGAGAUUAAAUCUACAUAACCCAUGUGUGGAUUAAAGCGCUAACACACCUCUGGUAUCAUAUCCGUCACAUUUGGGCCCAUACAGAAAAUCACAAUCUUUAUAGUGCUCUGAAUGACUUGUUGUAAGCACGCAAACAAAUGCAGCUGAGGCGUUGUUAUGGAAAUAUGUCCAGGUCGUACGUCACUGUCUUCAUAACUUGCAGCCCAAUAGCUUUUAAUUUGAUAGCAGCACUUUGUGUCAAGUGACUUAAAUGAAGUUUUGUGGCGUUUGUCAUCCGUGUUUGGCAUGUGUGCAAUUGAUAUCAUGCUUUUGUUUGCCCACAUGUGUGCCUGUCUGUGUAACCUCAGUUAUCUUGAAGACAAUAAAUAUGUUUGUCUGCCCCUCAUCAGUCGACUCGUGAAAAAAUAAAUAAAGACCCAAGUGAGCUUCACAUCUGCAACAACUGUAAAAGUAUGUCGCCCGUCGAGUUAGCUGAAUAUGACAUUCUUUUACAAUGACAUCCAAUUUGUUUUCGUGCGCUAUACUUGUGAGCUGGGAAGGUGUUAACACAUGUCACUUCACUGUGUUGGGUGUGGUCAUGCGCAAGCAAAUACUGUAAACCUUACUCAUCUACGUGUUCAAAGAAAAGUGACCUUAUAGUGUUGGGCAUCAUUUGUAACUCUGUCAGACAUCCAAAAUGAAAUCCUAAUUUAUAUUUUUAGAGACCACAAGAGACACUUUAGGGGUUGAAGAUGUGUAAUGUGAUCUAAGGAAUUGUGCAUUUCAGGAAAAGCUAGACAUCAAAACCUUCUUUUAAUUUUUUAUGGUGUCAUUUCUUUGAUCGAUGGCACUGUGUGCAGUAUUUGGAAGGAUGUGUCUCAACUCGCUAAAAGUCUCAGACCCACCAUUCACCCACCGUGAAGUGACGAGGCACAGCACCCCCCGGGGCAUAACUCACACUGCUCCUUUGUUAUCAAUGAGACACACUCUUUUUGUUUCACCCUCUUUAAUAAGUGUGAUCACAGAUAUUGCUGUGACAAUAAAGGUGAAAAGGGGAGGCGUUGCCUGUGCAGUUAAAGCAUGUGCUCCAUUGUCAGUGUUUUUUCCUCCUGAGGAUUGUUUUAAAUUAAGCUGCAGUGGGACAUUUUCCCCACAAGUAUUGCUGGUAUGACGAGCUUGUGUUCAUUCCUAAACAUAACAUAUACCGUUGAUCACAAAGUUAUAAUGGGACAAAAUGCUUAUGUACAUCAUCUUGAAAUUAAUAUUUUCAUAGAACUCGGAAUGAAAAGACACCCAUUCUCCAUUCAAAGGUAACAGUUGUAACUAUGAGACUAUGAAAACAAGGACUUGUUAUGUGAAAUAAAGCCAUUGACAUUAAA